Messenger RNA from Odobenus rosmarus divergens (Pacific walrus), 805 nucleotides. It is a transcript of the gene SPMAP2L, whose product is annotated as theg spermatid protein-like. The annotation marks the transcript as partial. The transcript is spliced from 6 exons. The record is from RefSeq and is a predicted model, not a curated record. NCBI's taxonomy places the organism in Eukaryota, Metazoa, Chordata, Mammalia, Carnivora, Odobenidae.
AAAACUGUUUUGGGGGAAUCAAGAUCCUAUUUGCCCUAUUGCCCAGAUUACUUUGAAAGCUCAGCUGACCAAAAGACUGGAGGACCUUGCCCAUCCCAAAGAAGUCUCCCACCGAUAUGUACCUAACAGGGCUCAGUAUUACUACAGCUGUGGUAGAGAGUCUGUAAUCUGGGAGAUCCCUUCUCCUGCACUGUUUAGCCAACCCUCCAAAAGGAUCCAGAAGCUGGCACUGCCCAACAGAUUCAAGAAAGAAUAUUUAAUAAAGAGGCCUUACAGUGAUUACUUAACAAGAGAUUCUCUUCAAAUCUCUUAUCCUUCUGCCCGGAUAUUACAACUCUCAAUACCCAAGGCCACAAAUCCAAACUACGUUCCUCCAAAAAGGAUUGAAACCAAGAUUUCAGUUCCUGCCCUGACUGCUGUUGCAACUCCAAGAACUGUAGACCUUGCCCAUCCAAGGAUCAAGAUAGAGGGUCUGUGCUUUGAAAGAGAACGAAGUGAACUGCCCAUCCGUCCUAUAUCCCGUGCUGCCUUGCUAUACAAACCUAGCCCUCGAAUAAUAGCUCUAGCUAAGGCCAGGCCUCUUCAUCAAGAUUAUCUGCCUGACCGUGAUGCCCACUGGCCAGUAUCUUAUGCUGCUAUCCGUUGCAAAAUAUCUCCCAGAAUUCAAGAACUAGCUAACCCAAAUACAAGGUCUCCCGUACACAUUAUAUAUUAUGAUCCAGAUGUCUUUAAAGUCAAGCCAGCUGCUUUGAAAACACAGUGUUCUCCAAGGAUCCACGAGUUGGCAGAACCUCUUGUGCGUUAA